UUUCCAUGUCGAAUAAACCGUACCCUCACCACUCACAUCAUCACUACAGUGAAAAGAAAACACUAACCCUUCAGCUUUGGCCUUUGGCUUUUGCAGAAGGUAAUCAAUCUCUCAGACUCUGUAACAGUUAACACUCUAACCCCUGCUAUCUCUCACCCCACUGUGAUUUUACUACAUCACCCGCUCUUUCCCUUUAAUAAAUUCAGUCAAGAAGAAGAAGAAUGUGUGAAGCAGAAACUAAAAUGGCCAUGCCUCUUUCUAACACACCAUCAAAACCCACAACCCAACCUCAAUUUGUUCCAUACACUCCUGAAAACCCAUCUCGACCCACCCAAGAACAGGGCUCAAGAACACGAGAUUACUCAACGUGCUUCAAUUGUGGCAAGAAAGGUCACUGGUACAGACAAUGUCCUCUUGCUCUUCACAGUAACGGUUCCUCCCCGAUCCCCGAUAACAUAUAUUGCCGCUGUGGGUACGGAUUCUGCUUGGUGAAGACUUCAAAGUCUACUAAGAACUUCGGAAAGAAGUUCUAUGUUUGCCCAAUCAAAGAGGGGAAACAGUGUAAAGGGUUUAUUGGAUUCUGUAAUGAACCACCUAGGGAUGAAGAAUACUUUGAUCCUCCGCCGUAUAAGUACCCUGUUUGUGAGUGCGGUGCAGGGGUUUGUGCAAAAGAGAGGGACCCCAAUGCUGAUAGAAAGUUCCGUUUUCUUUGUCCUGUUCAACCGGGACAUGGAAACUGUGGAUUCAUUGUGACAGAGGAUGAACUGCGUGGUAAGCAGCGAAUUAGGGGCUUGAGUGGGAGUGGUGAAUUACUUGUCGAUUAUCCGGAAAGCAUGACAGCGAUGGACAUUUCUGAGGCUCCCUCCUUGAACGCCAUACCUGAGGUUCCACUGGGUGACGAUACAUCUCCAAAGGCAACCCCUCCAAGACAAGUUGGUUUAAACGAAUUUGAGGUUAUUGAUGAUGAUCUUGAUGCGGAAGAUGUGAACUGGGAUGACUUUGACAAGGAAGCGGAGUCAUUCCGGUCAAGAUUUGCAACAGGGCUAACUUGCCGACAAAAUCUUUUCGGCAACAACAGUUUCAAUGAUGCUAUUGGUGAUAAUGCACCACCAACAGGCACUUUCACAUCCUAUGAUGAGAUCUCUGAUUCUGAACACCCAACUGCCGGCGAUAGUCCUCCUGAAUGCAAUCAGUCUACCGUCACUAGCCUUAAUGAAGACGCACAACUUUCUUCAAGAGGUAGCGAUACUACGGUUUUGGGUCAGAUUUCCGGAGAUGAUGUUAUGCAAACUGAGGUUCCUGGAGGUGUUAGUGCUAUGCUAACAGUGACACAAGGCACCAAACGGAAGCUAAUGUCGGAGGCCGAAAGAAGAAAGAAAAUGGUGUCAUAUAUGCUUCGUGAGUUUCUUACAGAAAUCGAGGACCUGGAUAUUCAUGAUCAUGACUCUAUUAGAGUAGCGGUGGAUGGCUGUUUUAAGAUAUUGCAGGAGCUUGUUCUUACUGCUGACUAUAAGCUCUUUUCUGACCAUGUUUGGGACUAUAUCAAUAAUGUUUCAGCCAUAGCAGAAAUCGACAAGUCCAUGGAGAAUCGCCUCACUCUGGGCGAAUCCAAUCGAAUUAUCGAAGAGGAGAAAACGAAGCUGGCACAGAUCCAGGAAGAAACUGUCGAGACCGAGGCCAUGUUCAUAGCAUGUAACUUGAAAGGGGAAAUGCUUCGUGAAGAAGUCUUGCGUAUGAAGGCCGAGCUCCACGAGAAGCAGAACCAACUGAAAUCUUGUGAACUGGAGAGCGCGACGAUCGAGUCUCGUCUUGGUGACUUAAAGAGAAGAAGGCUGGAAGCUGACACAAAAUUGAUGGGCAGAGUUGAGGAAGCUGAAUCCGCAAGGAGACUCAAUGAGGAGAGACAACUGAAGCAAAUGGCAGCUAUGGCAGCUCUGGAGAAGCUCAAGCAUCAAUUACAAAACUGAAUAUUCCUCACUUUUUACAUUCUUAUGAAGCGUAUGUAUUGUGCUCGAGUUAUUAAGACUCCUAUUAGUUAGUUUUUGUUUUCUUAUCUCCCUCUACGUAUAUGAAGCGUGUGUAUUGUGCUCAAGUUAUUAACUCCUAUGUCCUAUCGAUGUAACGGAACUGGUGGUUGUUGGUUACGUUACUCCCACGUUUAACAUGAUGUCUAAUUGUCUAUAUUAUAUAUUAUUAUACCGUUUUUAAUUA
This is a messenger RNA of Arachis stenosperma, 2211 nucleotides long. RefSeq lists its product as uncharacterized. The record is from RefSeq and is a predicted model, not a curated record. Bases 222 to 1967 code for a protein of 581 amino acids. The transcript is spliced from 4 exons. Gene Ontology annotation, molecular function: nucleic acid binding; zinc ion binding. NCBI's taxonomy places the organism in Eukaryota, Viridiplantae, Streptophyta, Magnoliopsida, Fabales, Fabaceae.